Hibiscus syriacus is the source of this 1855-nucleotide messenger RNA. RefSeq lists its product as uncharacterized. Lineage: Eukaryota; Viridiplantae; Streptophyta; Magnoliopsida; Malvales; Malvaceae. The record is from RefSeq and is a predicted model, not a curated record. The transcript is spliced from 3 exons. Bases 176 to 1657 code for a protein of 493 amino acids.
UUUAUUUAUUGGGUUGUAAUUCAGAAUUCGGUUUUCAUGAAUCAUGGGGUUGUUCUAAAGAUCAAUCUUGUUUCUUUCUGCAAAUUACCAGAAACAGAAACCGAAUCCGAAUCCGAAUCCGAAUCCGUUUGCUUGACGUCUUAUGAAGUUGAGGUAGUGAACAGUGGUUGGUAAUAUGGCAACUUCGCCAGUUAAGGAAACGGAUAUUAUGGUUCUGAAAGAAACGCUUCGCUCUCAACAGCAACUUCUACAGAAGCUCUAUGCCGAGCUCGAUGUGGAAAGAGAAGCCACCGCAACCGCCACCAAUGAAGCUAUGUCAAUGAUAUUGCGGUUGCAAGGUGAAAAGGCCUCGAUGAAGAUGGAAGCAAGCCAAUACAAGAGAAUGGCAGAAGAAAAGAUAAGCCAUACAGAGGAAUCUCUUGCGAUUUUCGAAGAGCUGAUGUAUCAGAAAGAAAUGGAAAUUUCUGCUCUUGAGUUCCAAAUUGAGGCUUAUAAGUACAAACUUCUAAGUUUGGGAUGUGAUGAAUUGGAUGACAUCGAGAAAAAUUUUCCGGAGAAUCGAUUUGCAGAACGAAAUGAUGCAACACGAGGAGAAAUAGAGAUAUAUUCCACUAUUAGAAGACUCAGCUCCCUGCCGUCACUUCUACCGACGGAUUUCUCUAAAGUAAAGAGUACUAGCGAUGGAGAAAAGCAUGCAAAUCCAAUGCUAGAAUCGAGUUCAAGCAUAGAUGCCAGAAAUCUUGACUCAGUAGUCCGCGAUCAUGGCUUUGAUUCAAGGAGAAGUUCACCACGCUCAGCGGAGUUCAAUUCUUACUGGGAACAGAUCAGAAUUCUAGAUGAGAAGGUGAAAGAGAUUUCAGAUUGUAAAGAAGUUAGUACAAAGAAGUUACCCAAAAUAAAAGUAAAACCGGAGUCCCAAUGUACCAGUCCAAGAGCAAAACUUCCCCCUAAAUGUCAAAAACUGAAAACUUCUGAAGAUCCAUCAGAGAAAGUCACUCCAAGUUCUGCCAAUUCUGCUAAAUCUGUUCAUGAUGUAUUCGAAGUACAUUGCAAAUUCGAAGUUCCAGAAAGCAGUGAAAGAAAAAAAAGUAAUGAGCAAAAGAAUAAAGGGAAGUUAUAUGUUGAAGAAGAUAAUAGGCUAAAGAAGCCAGAUUUGUUCAUGAUUGGAUCACCUGUAGAUGAUGAUAGCGAUUGGUCCGUCAAGGAUGACUUUCAAAGUGUAAAGCCAGGGAAAAAAGGAUAUAAACUAAGAGAUGAGAUGAAUCCCGACUACGAAUCGUCUGCUGAAUAUGAUACUGAAUGGAUAAAGAUGACUAACUUGCUAAGUUCAAACAAGGGGAAAAGAUCAUGUAAACUGGGUGAUGAGCCGAGUGAUGACUGCAAAUCAGCUCUUCUUCGCCCACCCUCUCAACUUCCUAGCUAUCGAUUGGAACUGCAACAGUUGGCUCAGAGAGUUGAGCAGCUUGAGAGUAGAAGAACCUAUACAAGCCAUGGAAUUAGUGAAGGAAGGGAAGAUGAACUGAAUUUGUUGAUGCAGCUAAGUGAACAGCUUAAUUCAAUACAAUCUGAGACGAGUUGGAGACCAAAUAAGUCGUCUCCUGCAGAUGAGGUGUCACUACUUCCUCUAUUAGAGAUAAUGUUGGAGUUUUGGUUGUAAUGAAGCUGUUGACGAGGAAUCAACUCAAACAAGCAUCAGUGCUACAGGGGAUUCAUAUGCAUCCAUUAGGAACAGAGAAAACGUGUAUGUUUUCCUUCUUUAGAGCUUUGUUUGAGCUCUUUAAUGUCUGUAUCUCCUCCCAUAAUUUUGGGAUGGCUUGUAAAACUCAGCAAUUUAUUCAUUUAUGUUUUUUCGGUA